This is a messenger RNA of Acomys russatus (golden spiny mouse), 725 nucleotides long. RefSeq names its product cathelicidin antimicrobial peptide (gene Camp). Gene Ontology annotation, molecular function: lipopolysaccharide binding; cysteine-type endopeptidase inhibitor activity. Gene Ontology annotation, biological process: defense response to Gram-positive bacterium; defense response to Gram-negative bacterium; innate immune response. Bases 110 to 664 code for a protein of 184 amino acids. The record is from RefSeq and is a predicted model, not a curated record. The transcript is spliced from 4 exons. Gene Ontology annotation, cellular component: extracellular region. Lineage: Eukaryota; Metazoa; Chordata; Mammalia; Rodentia; Muridae.
CCCAACACAGGCAGGGUGGGUCAGGAAGGCUUCUGUUUCUGCUCUGCAUCCGCCUCAGGAUAAGCAUAAAGGAGGCUCUCAAGGCCCGGAGGAGGCAAUCUUGGGGACCAUGCAAACCCGGAAGGACAUCCUCUCCCUGCGGUGCUCACUCUCACUGCUGCUGCUCCUGGGCCUGGGGUUGCCUCUAGCCAUCGCCCAGACCCCCAGCUACAAGGAGGCAGUGCUCCGUGCUGUGGAUGGCUUCAACCAGCAGUCCUCGGAUACCAACCUCUACCGCCUCCUGGACCUGCAGUCUCUGCCCACAGAGGAUGAGGACCCAGAUACGCCGAAGUAUGUGAGGUUCCAAGUGAAGGAGACAGAGUGUGACAAGACAUCACAGCAGCUACCUGAGCAAUGUAACUUCAAGGAUCAGGGGCUGGUGAAGCAGUGUACGGGGACAGUCACCCUGGACCAGGCCACAGAUGCUUUUGACAUCAAUUGCAGUGAGAAUGGUGCACAACCCCAGCGGUUCUUCAAGAAAAUUGCCAAGAAAAUAGCCAAGAAAGCUGCCGGGCUGGGUGGACUCCUUCGAAAAGGUGGGCAGAAGAUUGGUGAAAAGAUUAAGAAAAUUGGCCAGAAAAUUAAGGAUUUUUUCCAGAAAGGUGAACCUGAGACAGAGAAUUAGGCCUGCCUUGGCUUGUUUCUAGAUCCCCAAAAUAAUAAACUUGGUGAAGGAAACUUCUCAA